AUGGGUGGAAAAGGAGGUGGCGGUGGUGGAAAAGGAGGAGGCAGCGGUGGCGGAGGAGCAAAAGGCGGUGGAGGUGCAGGUGCAGGUGCUAAAGGUGGUGGGUUGGCUGCUAAAGGAGGCGGCGGCGGCGGUUCUUCGGGGACAAUGAAGGCGCCGGGAGGAGGCGGAGAAUCCAUUUCAAGGGCUGGAUUUGAGAGCAACCCUCAAGCCUACUUUUCUGGGCUGCAUGCUGCUGAUAAAGCAUCUAAAUAAUUAUAUAUAUUGUCCAAGGUUUAUCUAUAAAUUAUGAAUUAAUAUUUGGGAGUUUCUUGCACAUGUUAUCUAUAUGUAUCAUGUGCCCAACUCUUUUAUGAAUGGA
Salvia miltiorrhiza (redroot sage) is the source of this 358-nucleotide messenger RNA. Its product is annotated as glycine-rich RNA-binding protein GRP1A-like. Bases 1 to 252 code for a protein of 83 amino acids. The transcript has a single exon. Lineage: Eukaryota; Viridiplantae; Streptophyta; Magnoliopsida; Lamiales; Lamiaceae. The record is from RefSeq and is a predicted model, not a curated record.